CAACCAGCACGAAGAAUGUCUGAGUCGGCUGAGCUGCAUGCCAUUCUUCGAAGAAUGAACGAAAGUCAUCUUGGGAAAGAUGUGUCAAGGUUGAUGAAAAUAUGGAACUUUAUACACCUCAUCUUGAGCUACCCCAUGAGAAUUGGGUAUGAACACCUUCUGCGGCAAUGGAUCAAUGAUGUCUAUAAUUCACUGGAGAUGGAACUGCUUAGUUUUGAUAGUUUGAGGAGAAGUGUUCAACAUCUUCUUUAGGCAAGCCCACUGAGAUAUGUACAGGUACUUAUACCACGGGGGAUAACAGAAGAGAUCAUAAGUGGUGGUAGCGUCAGCAAGGAGACACCCCUCAAACAUGUUCCCCACCCUAUUCUCCUCUUAGCUACUGAUCUUGCUGUCCAUCAACUGAACCACAGUUUAACUUCAGAUGACAAGAUUCAAAACAUAUGGUUUUCAGCCAGAAAUGAUGCAGAAAAACGAACUGUUGUGGAAAAAAUACAAGCACAUUCUCAAAUACGUGCAACAUUUGAUGAUCUUCAAAUCGUUGAUCUUAAUCACAUUGAUGAGCAGAUCAAAAGAGAGUUAGUGCUCUCAAAUCCUCCAACAUGGCACCACCAAACUACCAGUACAGAGUCAUCGACAAAGAGUUACAAACGAAGCAGACAUUUAGUGCUUAUGGUGGAUGGGGAUGAUGACAAAAAAUUAGACCCCCAAAAGGUGAGUUUACCAAUUAAAAGGGAUUCUGAAGAUGUCGUGGUUUUUAUAACAACAUUACCAUCAGCACGGCAAAAUUAUGAAUCGAGCGAGAAAGUGGAUCUGACAAUCAAGACAGAGGAUCAUCUGUUGCCUUGGGUGUUCUUCUGCAAGAAUGUUGGCAAUGAGUUUCUACACUCAUCUACUGCCAUCCAAAGAAUUGCAGUGCAAAUUGUGGAGAAAUGUGGUGGCCAUCUUCUUGCCAUUGUUCUGACGGCAAAGUCACUGAAAGGGGUGAAAGAUGUUCAAAUCUGGGAACUUGCAUUGAAAAAUCUGUGUUAUCAUGAUCGUGAACCAAUAGUGAAUGCAUUCUUCAACAUCAUAUGGGCAAAUGUAACUUCUGAGAGAGAAAAGGUUCGUCUUGUAAGGUGUUUAAUGGUCUUCGAAUCCCAAGAUUUGAUGAUAAGUGAUGAUCAUUUGUUUACUUGCUGGUUUUCUCAACAGUUAAUAGGCUCGAAGAAAGAAGCAAAAAGUAUCUUACAAAAUUUCAUGGAAUGUUUUGUCUUGUUGCAAUUUGAAGACACCCUUGGUCGGUAUAUCCUAUUGCCUGAGGAUAUUAAAAUUAUCUUACGGGCAUUCGGAGGGAACAUUCCUAAGAGCUUGAGUGAAGGAGUAUUGGCAUCAGCAAUUUCAAACCUCCAAGUUCCAAACUUAUCCAACACUCACAUACAAAAUUUAUAUGCUCCAAAUACCCUGCCGCCCCAACUUAAAGAAUUGAAUUUGGAAGGCUGUAUGUUUGAAACACUGCCAGAAGCAGAACCCCAGAAGCUUGAAGCUUUGUCUUUGGAAAACUAUUCGCAAUUGCUGGAACUGCCACCAGAGAUUAAUAAACUUGAGAAUGUUAAAAAAUUGAUGUUGGCCGGGUGUAAGCGAUUGGAGACACUACCACAAAUUUGGGAACUCCAAGAUCUUGAGGUGUGCGAUCUUUCUGACACUUUGAUUACACAUCUUCCCCGGUUCACAAAUCUUCCCAAACUAAGAAUUUUAUUGUUGAGAGACAACGACCUUAAUUUGAUGACAAUUCCAUCCUCAUUUUUUAAUCAUGUGCCUCUGCUUAGCAUCCUCGACUUGUCAUGCACGAGCAUACAUGAACUCCCAAGCUCACUUUUCAACCUACAGGAGCUUAGAGAAUUUUAUCUGAACCAUUGUGAGCUUUUUUUGGAACUUCCCGCAGAGAUUAAGCGACUCAAAAAUCUCACAACACUUGAUCUUGAUGGCACACUGAUCACACAUUUGCCAAAAGAGAUAGAAGAGUUGACCAAUUUGGAAAGUAUAUCUCUUUCUUUUUAUAAUGAUGAUUCUAGCUUUGCAGUGGUUCCUCUUGAUGUUCUAUCCAAACUCACUCAUUUGAAAGUACUAAAGAUUGGUAUUAACUCAGAUAAUGAAUGGUGGUUCAACAAUGUUGAACACAUUCUUGCAGAAAUCAAUGGAUUAAAAUUGUUGCAGGCAUUGGAUAUAUAUAUUCCAAGAGUUAAUUUCUUGAAUCCCAUAAAAAGGCAUCUAUCUAAUUUUAGACUCGUUAUUGGCUAUCACAAGCCAAGAAUGAUAUCACGUGUACCGCCGUCUUUUGAGGUGAUAUUCAAAGAAAGUUGUCCUAGGUUAAAGUUUGUAAAUGGUCAAGAUUUUUCUGAUGAAGUAAAGUUCAUUCUCUCUAAAUCCUGGGCAUUUUUCUUGGACCGCCAUAUGAAAAUCAACAAUCUCGCUCAAUUUGGGUUGAAGAAUUUGAAGAAGUUACGAUUAUGCAUUUUGGCAUAAUGUAAUGAAAUGCAAAGCAUUGGAGAUGAGGACGAAUACGGAGCAGGCUCAGAUCAUAAUGCAUCUUUUUGCCUGCAAUUCUUGACUAUAUUCUGCAUGAAAAAUCUAAGGAGAAUCAUUUACAGGCCAGUUCUUGCCAAUUUCAUUUUUCAUAAACUAAAGUUGUUGACAUUGCACACUUGCCCUGAGUUAACUACCUUAUUCACCAUGGAUUCCUUACGUAGUCUUGCCAACUUGGAAGAGCUUAUAGUUGAAGACUGUCCCAAAGUAAGUAGCAUCAUAAGUUGUCCAUCCUUCCAAGAGCGAACAAUGAACAUUUUCCUCCCAAGAUUGAGGAAAUUGUCACUUCUCUUCGUACCUGAACUAACUAGCAUUUCAAAUGGAGUGUGUAUUGGGAGAAAUUUAGAGCAGAUGGGAUUUUACUACUGCCCAAAACUCCAAAGUCUUUCCAUUGCAGAAUUGUCAUCAAAAAGCUAAAGGUGAUAAGAGGAGAAAUAGAAUGGUGGAAAGCUCUUAAAUGGAGUGAAGCAGAGUGGGGACAAGAUUCGCUUCAUAAAUUCAAGAAUAUCUUUUCUCCAGUUGAUGAGGACCUUGACAUCCUCACACAAUUGACUGCAUAUUUGCUGACAUCUUUCAAUAAAGAAAAUGAUUUAGGAGAGGACGAAUUCUCAAGUGAAGAAAAUGAUUCAGGUAUGCAUGCUGAAGUUCCUUGAUGCAUCCGUUUGUUUCUCGAGGUAACUUGAAUUCUCAGUUCAAACAAAUGCAGAGGAUUCAAGUGAAGCAUGCCUUGUAGAAGACUCUCUAUUAUGUAGAAACUCGCUGAAGAUUGAUACAAAAUUGAGUGUAGGUUGGUGUGCUUUGGGUUUGUAAUUUGUAUUACCAAACAAAGAGAAACUCUAGUUGGGAUACUUGUAUAGCUGCAUCAUAUUGAAACAGACCUUAAACUUUAUCCUAUAAAUUAAAAUCUUUACUUUUCAUGUUCA
Molecule: messenger RNA, 3485 nt
Organism: Neltuma alba
Lineage: Eukaryota; Viridiplantae; Streptophyta; Magnoliopsida; Fabales; Fabaceae
Product: disease resistance protein RPS2-like
Exons: 4
Coding region: 670-2502 (610 amino acids)
Molecular function (GO): ADP binding
Source: RefSeq, a predicted model, not a curated record